AGGAAGCUCGCACCUGGAUCACGGGACUGAAAUAUUUGAUGGCUGGAAUAAGUGAUGAGGACUCGCUCGCUAAGCGACAGAGAACACACGAUCAGUAUCCUUUUAUAAGCCUGAGCUCCAGCUUUGGGUUCUGUAUUUCUGGCUUGUUUCUAGUGACUUCAGCAUAGGGUGUCCUUUCGCCUCUUGGUAAGUGACUAAAAACCUUGCCAUUGAUUGCAAUGGAAACCUGAGUUAUGGGUUUGACAUGGACACUUAUCUGUGUAAUAAAACAUCAGCUGUGCUUUAGGGACUGGAUUAAACUCCGUUGAAAGCAGGGGAUAGUCUUGCGUUUUGUUAGUGAAAUUCUUAUUGAAAGGUCAAACCAGUCAUUUCUAGUUAUCUCAAUAAAUACUAACCCCAGCAUGAUUUCAGGAUUUCUGUCGUCUUCUGUUUGUCCAACUGUGCUUUUAAUCUUCUGCUGUAAAUUGCAAGAUCUAUUCGAAGACACUGUUUUCAGGAUUUUACUGAUUGAAGGCUUGAAUUUGUUAGCCUGUGCACAGGUGAAACCCUAACGUUUUUGGGAGCCUUUCAGUAAACUGGCUAAUAACUCCUGGCCAUCUCUGCUUCUCUUGAUAUAUGUCAGAUAUCUGUGCUUCUCAGCCUCUGCUGAUUGUCAGGAGCACAAAUCUUUAAAGCUUCUUAAGUGUUUGUUGUAGCCUAGUAACCAAAAUGAACUUGUAAAGAUUAUGCCUAUUGAAUAUUUUCCUGAUGUGCUUUCUUUCACAACAGGGCUGCCUAGAAUCUUAAAUACAAAGAACACUUCCCUAAACAAAAAAAAACAACCAACAAACCCACCUUGAUUAAAACUGUAACCUGUCUCUUCUGCUGCGCAAAAGUCUACAGUGGUCACUUGUAAAUACUCCUUCUGGAGAAUAUACACAUUUCAGCUGGGUCAAACAGACCUUUCAGGAGGCUGACAAGAAUGGAGAUGGCCUGCUGAAUAUUGAAGAGAUCCACCAGCUGAUGCAUAAACUAAAUGUUAACCUGCCCCGCAGGAAGGUCCGGCAGAUGUUUCAGGAAGCGGACACAGAUGAGAACCAAGGAACCCUAAAUUUUGAAGAAUUUUCAGUUUUUUACAAGAUGAUGUCCUUACGUCGAGAUCUCUACUUAUUGCUCUUAAGCUACAGUGACAAGAAGGAUCACCUCACUGUUGAAGAACUCGCUCAGUUUCUAAAGGUGGAACAAAAGAUGAAUAAUGUGACACCAGAAUAUUGUCUUGACAUCAUACAGAAGUUUGAAGUAUCAGAAGAAAACAAGAAGCAAAAUUUUCUUGGGAUUGAAGGUUUCACCAACUUCAUGCGCAGUCCUGCUUGUGAUAUAUUUAAUCCACUGCAUUGUGAAGUGCAUCAGGAUAUGGAUCAACCCCUUUGUAACUACUUUAUUGCUUCAUCUCACAAUACCUACCUGACAGGAGACCAGCUGCUGUCUCAGUCCAGAGUGGAGAUGUAUGCACGAGUGCUGCAAGAUGGUUGUCGAUGUAUUGAAGUGGAUUGCUGGGAUGGUCCAGAUGGAGAGCCAGUAGUGCACCAUGGCUAUACUCUUACUUCUAAAAUACUCUUCCGUGACGUGGCAGAAACUAUCAAUAAAUACGCCUUCAUCAAAAAUGAGUUUCCAGUGAUACUGUCUAUUGAAAACCACUGCAGUAUUCAACAGCAAAAGAAGAUCGCUCAGUACUUGAAGGAGAUAUUUGGUGACAAACUCGACUUGUCAUCUGUAAUCACUGGAGAUUCCAGACAGCUUCCUAGCCCUCAAAAUUUGAAAGGGAAAAUCCUAGUGAAGGGUAAAAAGUUACCAUACAGUCUUGGAGCAGAUGCUGAGGAAGGAGAAGUUUCUGAUGAGGAUAGCGCUGAUGAAAUUGAAGAUGACUGCAAAUUAAAGCCCUGCUAUAGUAAUGGUGCAACUGAGCACCAGGUGGAAUCUUUUAUAAGAACAAAACUGGAAUCUCUGAUGAAAGAAUCCCAAAUCAGGGACAAAGAAGAUCCUGACAGCUUCACUGUGAGAGCACUGCUAAAGGCAACUCAUGAGGGUUUAAAUGUUAACCUGAAACAGAACCUGGACCUAAAAGAAGGUGGAAAAAAGUCUCACAGUCGAUCAUUAAUGAGUAACUUCGGUAAACACAAAAAAGCUGUGAAGGCAGCAUCCAAAUACCAUAGUGCAUCAGAUGAUGAAGAAAGCCAGCAAAACUCUUCUGGGAAGGAAACAGGGCAGCUCCACAGCAGACUGGCUCGUCGAAGAAAAACGGUGAAGCUGUGCCGAGCUCUGUCUGACCUAGUGGUGUACACGAACUCUGUGGCAGCCCAGGAUAUAGUAGAUGACGGAUCAACAGGGAAUGUGCUAUCAUUCAGUGAAACAAGAGCCCACCAAGCAGUGCAGCAGAAGGCUGAACAGUUUAUGCUUUACAACCAGAAACAGCUUACAAGGAUCUAUCCAUCAGCCUAUCGGAUUGACUCCAGCAAUUUCAAUCCUUUACCUUACUGGAAUGUUGGUUGCCAGUUAGUGGCACUAAACUACCAAUCUGAGGGACGUGUGAUGCAAUUAAAUGAUGCAAAAUUUAGGGUAAAUGGCAACUGUGGUUAUGUCCUCAAACCUCAGCAGAUGUGCAAAGGCACAUUCAACCCCUACUCUGCUGAUCCACUUCCUGCCAGCCCUAAAAAGCAACUUAUUCUGAAAAUCAUCAGUGGACAGCAGCUACCUAAGCCUCCUGACUCAAUGUUAGGAGACAGAGGAGAGAUAAUAGAUCCCUUUGUUGAGGUGGAAAUUAUUGGGUUACCUGUUGACUGCUGUAAAGAUCAAACCAGGGUGGUUGACGACAAUGGGUUUAAUCCUGUUUGGGAGGAAACACUCACUUUUACCGUCCACAUGCCUGAAAUAGCUUUGGUGCGGUUUCUUGUUUGGGACCAUGACCCUAUUGGGCGAGACUUUGUUGGACAAAGAACUCUGGCCUUUAGCAGCCUUGUACCUGGUUAUCGUCAUGUGUAUUUAGAAGGACUGACAGAAGCGUCCAUAUUUGUUCAUAUAACCAUUAAUGAGAUCUAUGGAAAGAAUAAGCAGCUGAUAGGACUCAGAGGGUUGUUUAACAAGAACCCUAAGCACAAUUCUGCUGAAACCAGCGGGCGCUACGUACGGAAGCGAUCUAUUGGUGAUCGAAUUCUCCGGCGCACAGCCAGUGCACCAGCAAAAGGUAGAAAGAAAAGUAAGAUGGGUUUUCUGGAAGCUACUGAAAUUAAAGACAGUGCGUCUGAACCAAUAGACUUGAAAGAGAAAGAAGGAGUUGUAAGGCGAACAAGCCGGAGUUUGCAAGCACGUCCUGCUUCUAUGCCCGUGGACAAAUACCUUCUUGUAGGACUGCCAUGCCCAGAAGAUGAAACUGCCCAAGAUGUCAAAGGAAAAGAAAAUGCAUCUGCCAACAGUGGUGACAAUACAAAUGAGAAGGAAGCAAACUUGAAAGAAUCUGUUUUCACAUGUUCUGAGAAAACAGCAAAUACUUCAAAUUUGGCAUCUCGAUUUAAUAAGGAGAAUGACCAGGAGACGACCACAGUUGACUCUUUAGUACCUCUACAGGAGCAACCUGAAAACUUAGUUUUUGCAAGUGGUGUAGCUGAAACAAAUCACCUCAUAGAUUAUCAGGAAAACAAUCUUUUUGAUGAAACUGUCCCUCUAAUGCAGGGCUCUGAUUUUGAAAUUUCCACAGAAAAAACAAAUGACAAAAGCUGUGCAGACAAUAACGAGGAAGAUGAUUCAAACAGGUCUAAGGAACAGAAAAUAUCUCUUGCGGGGACUUCCCUUUCUCAAAAAGUAGAAAUGGAGAAUCACAAAUAUGACAUCAUCAAGAAAAGCACUGCAGCACCUCUUUCUUUGACAGAUAUUUCUUCUACCAUUUGCUUGGAUGUUCCUGACUUGCACUCCACUUUAACCAUGCAAGACAGUGACAUUUCUCGCCUCAUAGAUGAAGUUUCUUUAGCUAAUGAGAGCGAGAUGGAUAGCACUGUCUCAGCACUGAUUGGACAGGUUGAUGUCACAGAUGACCAAACUAAUCUUACUGCGAUCUCAAGCCUCCAUGGUGCUAGCAGCCAGACCUUCAGCAUGAUGGCUGCACACCCACACAUGCUUACUGUGGAUCUUAACAGUCCAUGUAAGCACAACUUUACUACCACAAAAUCCAUCAAAUCCCCUUUAUUCUCAACUCCAGAUACUACCAUGUUCUCCAGCCCUGAGACUGCAGAGUAUUCAGUGUACACAAUUAUCCAUGAGGCAACUCUUACACCAACUUCUGAAUGUAAGACCUCCAGUGAAUUAGUUUGCAAGAAGUUAGCCAGUACAGAAGAAAACUUGCCUAGCUGUCCUUGUCCUUCACCUCUCUCUUUGCUAAAUGCAAAUCCCAAAAGAAAAUGUGGAACAAGCUGGGAGGCCCCUGAAUCUGCCGGUUCUUUUGCUUCCAAUAGCCUUGUCUUUGCAGAGAGACUUGUUGACCUUCCCACUGGUGAAAAUUCAGAAAGCAGCAGUCUUGUAGAAGUAGAUGGGGACUCUCAGGAUCUCUUGGUAACUGCAUGUGAAUACAAAAGGGAGGACAUGAGUCAGCUGGCUUCCCCUUUGAAACUGAGGCAAAAGCAGGACACUGGGCACAGUGGUGAGAGGACCUCUGGGAAAAGCACAACUGUUGAGCUCUGUGCUCCUUCCCUGGACUUCUCAGAUAACUUCAGGACUGAAGGGAGUCAGCUCCCUUUUCCAACGUGUCAAAACGUUGGCUUUUUGUAUCACCGUCAUUCAGAUAAGCAGAAAAAUGUAAUGUGUACCUCUGAGAGAUCCCAGCUCAACAUACACUCACCAGUACUCAAAAAUGCUUUGGCAUUCCCACCUCCUUCAGCCAUCAAGCAGACUAGCCCUUGCAAAUCCAAGAGUCUCGGUGACUUGACAUCAGAGGAUAUUUCCUGCAAUUUUGAAAGUAAGUAUCAAUAUAUAAGUAGGAGCUUUAUCUCAUCAGGCAUGAGAGACAAGAAACUUGCUGCUAUGAAAAACAUGAGACCACAUUCUACGGAUGCUCUGACUGAACAGCUGAGGAAGCUGGUGUCUCUGGACCAAGAGGACAGCCAUCAAACACUGUACUCCAGGCAGAUUGAUGAAGACUGCCCAAAAGCACUGGUCAGAAAACUCUCAUCCAGAAGCCAGAGCAGAGUGCGGAAUAUAGCCAGCCGUGCCAAGGAGAGGCAGGAGGCUGCCAGCAAGCAAAAAUCUAACACAAGUAGCAUAGCAGGGAUUGUCCUUCGGAACAAGCCCUCAGCAUCUCCUCACGUUAUCAACAGGCAUUCAACAGGCUCAUACAUAGCCAGGUACCUGAAUGGCUUCCCUGGGGAGGACGUGGAGGGCCGAGGAGUACCAGAAGGUGCGUGUGCUGCUUUGCACUAUGGCUGUAGCGACCAGUUGUAUACACAUGAUUCUGUUCUGCAGCUGGAACCCAAUAGCGAUGAUAAGCCUGAAAUUUAUUUCCUGCUGAGACUGUAGAUUGUAUAAAUGUACAUCUUCAAAGUUUACAAACUGUUUCAUUGAAAUGAAGGAUUUUUUAGCAAGAAAUACUGAUUUGAGGGUUUAAAUUAUUUAGAAAUGCAAUUUCAUGCUAGUGCUUCAGUCAUGAUUUAAUGUGCCCUUUCCUGUCAAAGCUUAUGUAAAUAGAAACCAUGUUCCAUCCUUAUGUAUGUAUUACUUUGAUUUAGAAAUUCUAAAGUGAAGUAGUCUGGGGACUAUUUGCAUGCAAUAAGCAUUUGUAGCAUUUUGUAUUUGUAAUGCAUGUCAUUUUUAAGUUGAGCACAUCUGUGCUUGAAAGCCUAAUAUUGUAAUGAAUACAAUAGUCUUCUGUUUUCCUGAUGUCCUAUUUUGUUGUCUGAAAAAACAUUUUUAGGGAUCACUUUUGGCCUUUCAUGCAAAUUCUGCUAAGCAUAGUGCUUUCUGUUAUUGGUAACAUCCUUCAGGUCAGACUGUGGAACUAGGACGCAUUCUGCCCAACAAGCAGCAGUCUCAGAAUAAGACCUUUCAUUAGCAUCACUAUUUUCACUCUGACUUGCACUUAAUUGUUAAUAUUAAAUUUACAUGUUUCCAUGUAUGAACUAUGAUUCUACAGCAAACAAUUUGUAGAAUUAGGGUUAGUCCAAAUUUGUGAGUCACGUAGAUUUGUAUUCUGCCCGCUCUAUGAAGUAUAACACUUGCCUUUCUUUUUGGUCAUAGGACAGAGUGGAAUGUGGGAGUAAUUCUGCAUUUAUGAGUGGAAAACACUUAAUUUCUGCAUAAUUUGUUAUGUAUUUUUGUUACUGGUUGUGUGUGUAGCGUCAGUACAGUAGCAUAUCUGUUUUCUGUAUAUUUGUAAUUUUAUUGCGAAAUUGUUGACAGUCAGUGAAAUAUUUAAGGCUGACAUGGUAGAGUAACUAUUUUGACUGUCCAUCUUCAUCUUUUUCUAUGAAUGCUGAAAGUGAAUUGAGUGAGUAAUCUCAAACACCUGACGCUUCCCUGUAGGGAACAACAUAGCUUUAUUUUGAUUUUAAGAUAUCCUUUGCCUUUGCUGUAAGUUUUUUCUUAUAUGUAAAAGAUGUACCUUUUACCUCUUUCUUUUGUAAUGCAGAGUAUUAUUAUUCCUGAAAACAUCAUUAAAAUACAUUUUUAAGCA
Messenger RNA from Phalacrocorax carbo (great cormorant), 6691 nucleotides. NCBI's taxonomy places the organism in Eukaryota, Metazoa, Chordata, Aves, Suliformes, Phalacrocoracidae. The record is from RefSeq and is a predicted model, not a curated record.